UUCAUUGCAAUUUUCUCUUUAAUUUUCUUUUCCUCGUCAAUCAUUUAUAUAGAUUUCUCUGCAAAUUCCUAAAACUUCAGUUCCAUUUCAUUCUAGCUGAUCCAACAUUCUAAUUCCGCUGCUGAUUUUUCCUUUUCCUUUACUUUUUUUUUUCAUGAUCUAGUGUGGUUUCAGAACAAUGACGAGGGUAAGUAGGAAUUUUGGUGAUACUGUGCAAAAGGAAGCACGUCCAGCUGUAUCUGCUGAUGUAAUAUUUGCUUCAAGUCGUUUUCCCAAUUACAAAAUUGGGGCAAAUAAUCAGAUUGUGAAUGCCAAAGGAGAUCCUAAAGUUUUGUCUAUGAAGGAGGUUGUUGCUCGGGAGACCACAUUGUUGUUGGACCAGCAGAACCGUCUAUCUGUUCGUGACCUUGCUAAUAAGUUUGAGAAGGGGUUAGCUGCUGCUGCUAAGUUGUCUGAAGAGGCUAGACUUAGAGAGGCAGCUUCACUGGAGAAACAUGUCCUUUUGAAGAAGCUUAGGGAUGCCCUGGAAUCUUUAAAAGGGUGCGUCGCUGGAAGAAACAAGGAUGAUGUAGUGCAAGCUAUUGCCAUGGUGGAAGCUCUGGCAGUUCAACUUACUCAAAGAGAAGGAGAGUUGAUUCAAGAAAAGGCAGAAGUGAAGAAACUAGCAACUUUCCUGAAGCAGGCUUCGGAAGAUGCUAAGAAACUUGUCGAUAAUGAAAGAGCUUUUGCUCGUGCUGAAAUUGAGAAUGCUAGAGCAGCAGUUCAGAGAGUGGAAGAGGCCCUUCAGGAGCGAGAACAAAUGUCUCGAGCAUCAGGCAAACAGGAUCUGGAAGAAUUAAUGGAGGAGGUUCAAGAGGCUAGACGGAUCAAAAUGCUGCACCAACCAAGCAAGGUUAUGGAUAUGGAACAUGAGCUUCGUGCAUUAAGGAUUCAACUUGCAGAGAAGUCUAAGCAUUCUCUACUUCUUCUGAAAGAGCUGGCAAGAAGCAAGAGAGUUGGGGGAAAUUUAUCUAAUUUGUAUGAAUUAGAUGGUGCUGAAAUUUUAGGUUCAUAUUUGCGGAUUAAACCUUGUUCUGAUAUUUCUCCAGAGCUUUCCAAAUGCUCAAUUCAGUGGUACCGUAUUUCAUCUGAAGGUGGCAAAAAGGAGCUUAUAUCAGGUGCCAGCAAAUCAGUUUAUGCUCCGGAGCCUUUUGAUGUUGGUCGAAUCUUGCAGGUCGAGAUUAUUUAUGAUGGCGAGCUAAUCAUAUUAACAACUGCUGGUGCUAUUGAUCCAGCUGCUGGUUUGGGGAACUAUGUGGAGGCACUUGUGCGGAAACAUGAUGUUGAAUUCAAUGUAAUUGUUACCCAAAUGAAUGGUGAAGAUCAUCCAUCAGAAUCUAUUCAUGCACUACAUGUGGGAAAGAUGAGGAUGAAGUUAUGUAAAGGCAAUGCAAUACUCUCUAAAGAAUAUUAUUCCAGCUCAAUGCAGCUGUGUGGAGUUAGAGGGGGCGGAAAUGCAGCGGCACAAGCAUUGUUUUGGCAAGCAAAGAAAGAGUUUUCAGUUGUAUUGGCAUUUGAAUCGGAGAGAGAGAGGAAUGCUGCCAUUAUGCUUGGCAGGAGAUUUGCUUUUGACUGCAAUAUCAUGCUCGCCGGCCCUGAUGAUAGAGCUUCUUUAGAAACCUAAAUUGACUUGCUUAGGAUUCUGUUAUGCUAAUUAGUUGUAAUUAUGCCGGGGUUUUUUUCCAUCAUGCAUCAUUAAGUUUGUAACAGUAGGUCAUUACAUCAUUGUUUUUUUCCCUGUAUUUGGUUUCCACCCAUUCUUUUUUCCCUAUGUUUGCCUUUGCCUUCAGCAUUGUCUUCUCCCAACGCUAGGCAUUGCUUUGUUGUU
This is a messenger RNA of Hibiscus syriacus, 1867 nucleotides long. RefSeq names its product stomatal closure-related actin-binding protein 1-like. The record is from RefSeq and is a predicted model, not a curated record. Gene Ontology annotation, molecular function: actin binding. The coding region runs from base 179 to 1663 and encodes 494 amino acids. The transcript has 13 exons. NCBI's taxonomy places the organism in Eukaryota, Viridiplantae, Streptophyta, Magnoliopsida, Malvales, Malvaceae. Gene Ontology annotation, biological process: regulation of stomatal movement; actin filament organization.